Molecule: messenger RNA, 1112 nt
Organism: Ochotona princeps (American pika)
Lineage: Eukaryota; Metazoa; Chordata; Mammalia; Lagomorpha; Ochotonidae
Gene: DECR1
Product: 2,4-dienoyl-CoA reductase 1
Exons: 10
Coding region: 85-1092 (335 amino acids)
Biological process (GO): fatty acid beta-oxidation
Cellular component (GO): mitochondrion
Molecular function (GO): 2,4-dienoyl-CoA reductase (NADPH) activity
Source: RefSeq, a predicted model, not a curated record
AGCUCCCCGCCCAGCCCCGGAACUUUGCUCUUCCUGGCCCGCCCCUUGUGGUUGCUGCUUUCCGGCCAAAGUUCCGACGGAGGCAUGGCUUCCUGGCGCCUGAUUUUCUCUACCGGGGCGUCCCGGCUGCCCUGUAGCCUCGCUCCUCGGCGGUUUUUCAGUUGUGGGACAAAAAUACUAUGUCAAAGCACUGAAGCUGCCCAGGCUAAAUUCUUUCCUCCCGUUCAAAAAGUGAUGCUACCACCCAAUAGUUUUCAAGGAAAAGUGGCGUUCAUUACUGGGGGAGGCACCGGCCUUGGGAAAGCAAUGACAACCUUCCUGUCCAGCCUGGGUGCUCAGUGCGUGAUAGCCAGCAGGAAUAUUGAUGUUCUGAAAGCUUCUGCAGAACAGAUUUCAUCUCAGACUGGAAAUAAGGUUCAUCCGGUUCAAUGUGACGUGAAAGAUCCUAAAAUGGUACAGAAUGCAGUGGCAGAACUGAUCAAAGUAGCAGGGCUUCCUGAUGUCGUGAUAAACAACGCAGCAGGGAAUUUUAUUUCUCCCUCUGAAAGACUGUCACCUAAUGCCUGGAAGACGAUCAAUGACAUAGUUCUGAAUGGCACAGCCUAUGUGACACUAGAGAUUGGAAAACAACUAAUUAAAGCACAGAAAGGAGCGGCAUUUCUUAGUAUCACAACCAUCUAUGCUGAGAGUGGAUCAGGUUUUGUGGUACCAAGUGCUUCUUCCAAAGCUGGCGUGGAAGCCAUGACCAAGUCUCUUGCAGCCGAAUGGGGUAGAUAUGGAAUGCGAUUCAAUGUGAUUCAACCGGGGCCUAUAAAAACCAAAGGUGCCUUUAGCCGUAUGGACCCAACUGGAGCAUUUGAGAGAGAGAUGAUUGACAGAAUUCCCUGUGGUCGACUAGGGACUGCAGAAGAACUGGCAAAUCUUGCUGUUUUCCUUUGUAGUGAUUAUGCUUCUUGGAUUAAUGGAGCUGUAAUCAGAUUUGAUGGUGGAGAGGAAGUAUUUAUAUCAGGUGAAUUCAACAGCCUGAGGAAGGUUACCAAGGAACAGUGGGACACAAUAGAAGGACUUAUCAGGAAGACAAAAGGCUCCUGAGGUGACCACGUGCCUGCAUC